Andrographis paniculata is the source of this 896-nucleotide messenger RNA. RefSeq lists its product as uncharacterized. The record is from RefSeq and is a predicted model, not a curated record. The transcript is spliced from 2 exons. Lineage: Eukaryota; Viridiplantae; Streptophyta; Magnoliopsida; Lamiales; Acanthaceae. The coding region runs from base 435 to 875 and encodes 146 amino acids.
GAGCACUCUCCUCUCUCCUCUCUCUCACUCAUAUCUUUCUGAAUCAUUUCAAUCAAUCACAGUUUUUGGAACUCCGUGACGAGCAAUGACACCCACGCCCAAAGGUUUUUUAAAAUCCAUCACCCUUUCUUGUGGCUCACAAUCACAGCCCACCGGAAACCAGGCAACAUUGCAUAAAUUCAGCUCUCGAAAUUCGAUCAAUCUCCGCACCAUUUCUUCUUCUUGAUUUGUUUCCUCUUCCAACAACUCCCGCCACAUUUAUGUGCUAAAUGUUAUUCAGAUUCCUCAAUUCCAUCAACCAAGUCAAAACUGGGUUUUAUCUGUUCCCAGUUUCUUGUCCUCCUCCAUUCCCGGAAAUGAAAUGCCCCGCCUCUCCAUUGCUAAAAUCAUUCUGAAGCCACACUGCGAUUUUUGUUACUUAUGAUUCUGAGUGAAUGGUGAGGCGUGCUGGCAUAGGUUUAGGUUUAGGUGCUGCUGCUGAACCCGCGGCGGCUCCUAGGGUUCCGCCUGGGGUGGUGGGCGGCGGCGGCGAUGUGAACAGAGACGAGCAUUGGAGGAGCUUCGACAACUCCGUCAAUGCGGUGUCGUUUGGGUUCGUUGCAACUGCUAUCCUCAUUUCUCUGUUCCUUGUCAUGGCAGUUUUCGAGAGGUUCCUCCGUCCACGUUCCCCACCUGAUGCCGCCGCCAGCAGAGGCGGCGACGGCAGCAGCCCGGACAGUGAUUCGACCAACAUGAGAAAACUAGACCAUCCUUCUCCUAAGAUGACCGUCUAUCCGAGAGGAGUGUCAGUCCUAAUGCCCGGAGAACGAUUUCCUACUUUCCUCGCACAUCCGGUGCCGGCACCACCACCAUAUGCUGCUGAAAGGUUAUCUUAGAUGCAACUUCUGUCAAGAUCC